GAUUUUACUAUGCCAGCAGGAUUCUUCCGGGUGUGCUUGGUGGUAAUCACAGCAAUUAUCAACCAUCCACUCCUCUUCCCAAAGGAAAAUGUCACAGUUUUUGAAAACGCAGAGGAACUCAUCAAAAAGAUGAAAGAGCGUGAGGAGAACCUGAGGUUAGAGCAGCUGAAACUGGAGCAAGAGUUAGAAGCACAAGAAGUUUCACUAGAUUCUUCAGAGGAAAAGACUGGGCCAGAAAAACAGCAUGACCAUGAUUCACUUUCUUGGAAUUUCUGGACUGCUUUGUCCAUGAUAGUCUUCCUUCUGAUUGAAUUCUGGAGGCAGGAUUACCAGGAAGGGAACUGGCAAGAUUAUACCAAUGAAGAUGAUGAAAUUAAUGUCCUGGGAAAAACAUUCAAGGGUUUUAUCCUACCAGACAAAGUCACAUUGGUCAGUUUUUAUGAAAGAUGCCUCCAGAAUGUGACAAGUGAUAUUGCUAGGAACCGAGAACUUGUGGAAGGCUUUGCAGAUGACUUGUUAGAAGCUUUGAGAAGUGUGUGUAACCGAGAUACUGACAUGGAAGUGGAGGAGUCUAUAGGAGUUGGGAGCAUGUAUGAAAACUGGAGAGCUUACAAGCCUUUCACUUGUGAUUUCAUUGUCCCCUUUACUCCUCCAGAGCCGUACUGUUUCCAGUUUGAGACCUGGUGUUCAGGAGAGUCUGUUCCAUCAGACAAAGAAAGUUGUGGUAUGAUAAAGAUCCUCCGGGCAGAUGAGAACUCAUCAAGUUGUAUCUGUGGUAAAACUAAGCUGGGGGAAGAUUUACUGUGUCUGCUUCAUAGCAGAGUGAAUCAAUCUAAGCAGAAUAGCCAUAUGGAAGAUCUCCUUUGCUUCAAAGACACUCAAUAUCUUGACUCUGACCAGGUUAUGACAUGGUUCCAGAUUGCACUUACCAAGGGAUGGAAUAAAAUUGCACACAAGUAUGAGUUCAGUCUUAUUUUCAAUCACCUGGAUACUCCUGGGGCCCUGAAAAUCAAGUUCAGGUCUGGAAAGACCAUCACAUUCAACCUCAGGCCUGUGGUACAAUAUGCAGAUUCUGAUGUAUAUUUUAUCUCUCACUUUCCAUUCAACAGCUUGGCAGAGAGUUUCACUAGCAGCACUCACUGGUUUCUCACCUUUACUGUGUAUGAGAAGAGAUAUAUCCAGUUUAUUUCCAAAACUUUGCCUGCUAAUCCUUGCCACCUCAGUUGCCUCCAGAUUCUGUCUUUCCUUCAUGGAAAGCAGUGCAGUCUAACAGAACCAAGUAGCCUGACAAACUAUCAUUUGAAAACAGUAAUGCUGCAUUUGCUACAGAUCCAUCCUAGUUCAGCUUGGGCUUCUGACUGUCUAGAGGCCAGGCUGCAAGAUGUACUCAACUUUUUGGAGAAAAGCUUGCAAGAAAAAAGGCUUUACCACUUUUUCAUUGGAAACAGGAAUCUGCCACAGGAACUGGGUGUACCAGUGGAGUUCCGAAAGGCAGAACCACUGAACCUUUUCCGCCCCUUUGUACUGCAACGAAGUAAUUACAGAAAAACUAUGGACAUGUUCCACGAGAUGCUUAAAAAUACAUCAGCUUUAAUUAAUGAAUAUACCAUGCAUGUUCCAAAUGGACGGGCAACUCCAUUAAAUAAGGAACUUCUGUGACAGCUACUUCUCUGAUAGUUACCAUAUAUGCAGACCUCCCCAUGGGAGACAACUGAUACAUGCUGUAGAAUUUACAGAUGGCUCUAUAGCAAUACCAUUCUCUUUUCUUUCCAAUGAUAUUGGCUGAUAUUUAUGCUGUCUUUAAUGUUUUUACCACUGUAUAUCUCUUUGUUAUAAUGAAUUUAAGCAAGGAAGAAGCAUCUUAAUUUAUUUAUUAUAUUACAGUUCUUAGAAUAUAGUGGAAUCUCUGUUAAUUAUUGCUGCUGUUGUUGCAAAGUACAGGAACCAGUUCAGGAACAUUGGCAUGAAACUCUACUAUCAGGAAUUCUUUAAUGUAAUUCUAAGUCAGUUUAAAUAUACAGUACUGUACAAAGUUUUAGGCAGUUGUGAAAAAAAGCUGUAAAGGAUGCUUUCAAAAAUAUAUAUUGUAAUUGUUUAUGUUUAUCAAUUUACAAAAAGCAGAGUGCGCAAACAUAAGAGAAAUUCAAAUCAAAUCAAUAUUUGGUGCGACCACGCUUUGCCUUCAAAACAGCAUCAA
Python bivittatus (Burmese python) is the source of this 2197-nucleotide messenger RNA. The record is from RefSeq and is a predicted model, not a curated record. NCBI's taxonomy places the organism in Eukaryota, Metazoa, Chordata, Lepidosauria, Squamata, Pythonidae.